Molecule: messenger RNA, 11649 nt
Organism: Thrips palmi
Lineage: Eukaryota; Metazoa; Arthropoda; Insecta; Thysanoptera; Thripidae
Product: cubilin
Exons: 58
Coding region: 81-11567 (3828 amino acids)
Molecular function (GO): calcium ion binding
Source: RefSeq, a predicted model, not a curated record
CCGCAGUCUGGCCCCAGUUCCUCCCAGGACACCAUGGCUGUCGUCCUGGAGCACUGAGCCGAGCCCCCUCUGCAGCAAGGAUGGCGACCGCCGGCUUCGGUUUCUUGAUCGGCGUGCUCACCGGCGUCCUCGGAGUGCUUAGCGGCGGCGUCGGCGCCGACCGGAACUUCCUUUUAACGCAGCCGCAGUUUCGCGUCGAGAACGGCCACCUCUUCAUCGAGGGCCCCAGGAACAUCACGAUCAACGCGGGCCUGAGCCUCAACGUGCAGGGCCAGGACCUGGACAGGGUGGUGAACAUGAUGCGCGCCAUGUCUCCGCGGCUCGACGACUUCCGGGGCCCGGGCGGCCCGGCGUCGCGGCUGCAGAUGGCCCGCCUCGCGGGCCUCACGGAGGACCUGCGCGCCAUCGGCAUCCGCGUGCGCCACCUGGAGGCCGCCGUCGGCAACUCGACUGGAGGGGGACGCUUGAACACGACGCAGAGGAACAGCGUGAACCGCAGACUGCGGGCGGUGGAGCGCCGGCUGCGGACUCUGGAACGCACCCUCAUGACCAACGAGUGCGCCAGCAACCCCUGCAUGCACGGCGGCGCUUGCGAGGACGUCUACAACGGCUUCAUCUGCAGGUGCCCCGCCGGCUGGGAGGGCACCGUGUGCGAGCUGGACGUGGACGAGUGCGCGCGCCUGCUCGGCACGGACCUGGGCUGCCAGAACGAGGCGGUGUGUGUCAACACGCCGGGCUCGUACCGCUGCAACUGCAAGGCGGGCUUCUUCGGCACGCACUGCAUGCAGCAGUCGUACAGCUGCGCGGCCGGCAACGACCUCUGCGGCAACGGCGUGUGCGUGCAGAAGGGCGCCAGCGACUUCAGCUGCAUCUGCAGCCAGGGCUGGAGGCAGGACCCCGCGACGCGCGCCUGCACCGUGGACGAGGACGAGUGCGCCGCGUCGCGGCCCGCCUGCUCCCACGACCCGCCCGUGCCCUGCAUCAACCUGCCGGGGUCCUUCCGCUGCGGGUCCUGCCCCCAGGGCUUCGCCGGCAACGGCUACUACUGCACCGACGUCGACGAGUGCCUCGUCAACAACGGCGGCUGCUCCGUCUCGCCGUCCGUCCAGUGCAUCAACACCCGGGGCUCCAGCGUGUGCGGCCCCUGCCCGCCGGGCUACGUCGGCGACGGCCGCAGCUGCAGCUUCCAGGGCGUGUGCAACGUCAACAAUGGCGGCUGCCACCCGCUGGCGACCUGCAUCCACCUGCCCGGCUCCGGUCAGUCGGUGUACUGCGUGUGCAUGGCGGGCUACGCGGGCAGCGGCGUGGGCCCCCAGGGCUGCUUCCCCGCCAACACGACGUCCGCGGCGCCGAGCGGGCCCUGCGCGUCCAGCCCCUGCCGCAACGGCGCGGCCUGCACCAACUCGGCGGGAAGCUACACCUGCACCUGCCGUCCCGGCUUCAAGGGCCGCGACUGCGAGACGGCGGACCCCUGCUCGUCCAGCCCGUGCCAGAACGGCGGCACCUGCAUCAAGGCCGACGCCGACUUCACGUGCGACUGCCCGGACGGCUUCACCGGGGAGCGCUGCGAGACGCGGCAGGACGCGUGUGGAGGCUUCCUCCGCAGCGAGGCGGGCACCUUGAGGUUCCCGCACUCCAACAACUCCAACGUGUACCCCCACGGCGUCAACUGCGGCUGGGUCAUCAUCACCAACACCUCCAUGGUGCUCAACGUCACCUUCACGCACUUCGAGGUGGAAGACGGCACGCAGUGCAACUACGACUGGCUGCAGAUUCACGACGGUCCGACGUCCGGGAGCCACCAGAUCGGCCGCUUCUGCGGCCUCCAGCUGCCCAAGGACGGCCACAUCAUGUCCACGCACAACUCGCUGUACCUGUGGUUCCGGGCCGACUCCAGCAUCGCCAAGAGGGGCUUCGAGCUGCACUGGACCUCCGUCAAGCCGGAGUGCGGCAGCCUGAUCGAGCUGGAGUCCCACGCGUCCAUCAGCUCGCCCGGGUCGCCGGGCAAGUACCCGGCCAACCGGGACUGCUACUGGGUCGUCAUGGCGCCGCCGGGCCGCCGGGUGCAGCUGCACUUCUUCUCGAUGCAGAUCGAGAACCACCCCAACUGCAGCUUCGACUUCCUGGAGGUCCGCGACGGCCUGGACUCGGACAGCCCGCUGCUGGCGCGCUACUGCAACUCCAGCCACGUACCCGCGCCGCUCGUCGGCUCCGGCAACACCCUCACGCUGUACUUCCACUCGGAUGCCAGCGGCCAGGACGGCGGCUUCCAGAUCGCCGCGUCCGCCACCGAGGGCACGCCGGGGUGCGGCGGGGUGCUGACGGAGCCCUCGGGCGUGGUGACAGCCCCCAAGGGCGCCGACGGCAACUACCGCUCCAACAUGGACUGCGGCUGGAAGAUCCAGGUGCCGGUGUCGGAGCGCAUCAGCAUCGAGUUCGAGGACGAGUUCGACAUCGAGCAGAUCGACGGCUGCAUGUUCGACUACCUGGAGAUAUACGACGGCCCGGACCAGAACGCGCCGGUCGUGGGCAAGUUCUGCAGGACCAAGCCGCCCAGAGUCGUGUCCUCCUCCAACACCAUGUUCGUGUUCUUCCACACCGACACGUCGUACCAGAAGGCCGGCUUCACGUUCCGCUACGAAGUCGAGUGCGGCGGGGUCUUCACCGAGCUCCAGGGCGCCUUCUCCUCGCCGUACUACCCCAACCCGUACCCCAUGAGCCGGCGGUGCGUCUACGAGAUCCGCCUCGCGCCCAAGACGGCCGUGUCGCUCGAGUUCCAGGACUUCGACGUGGAGGACAACAGCGGCAACGGCUGCUUCUACGACAGCGUGACGGUGCGCGACGGGUACGACACCAACGCCACAGCCAUCGGCACGUACUGCGGCAUGAAAGCGGACCUGCCCGACCACCCCCUCGUGUCCACGCACAACAACAUGUUCAUCGAGUUCGUGACGGACAACUCCCUCGGCGGCCGUGGCUUCCGGGCCAACUACUCCGCCAUCGACCUGAUGUGCGGCGGCAUCCUCAAGGACCGCCACGGCCUCAUCGAGUCGCCCCGCGGCUCCGACGGCAACCACCCGUCGGACGCCAAGUGCUCCUGGCUGCUGGUGGCGCCGCCGGGCCACGUGGUGCAGCUCACCUUCGUCUCGCUGGUGCUGGAGAAGACGCGCGAGUGCGACUUCGACUACGUCGCCGUGUACGACAACAGCACCGUGCCGGGGAUGGGCGGCCUGCUCGGCAGGUUCUGCGGGAAGACCAUCCCGCCGGUGAUGACGUCCACGGACAGCGUGAUGAACGUGGUCUUCCGCUCCGACAGCUCGCUCAACAAGGAGGGCUUCACGGCCACCUACACCUUCCUGGACCAGACCAAAGUGUGCGGCGCCAAGUUCCUGUCCCCGAGCGGCGUGGUGAGCAGCCCCAACUACCCCAACAACUACCCCAGCGGCAGGGACUGCGUGUACUCGCUGCGCGUGCCCAACGGCCAGCAGAUUCGCCUCAACUUCACGGACUUCGACCUGGAGGACUCGCACAACUGCAACUGGGACUCGAUUGAGAUCAGGAACGGCGGCUCGGAGCGCUCGCCGCUCGUGGGCAAGUACUGCGGCACGAAGGCGCCGCCCGUGAUCCUGUCCAUCACCAACGAGCUCUCGAUCCGCUUCAAGUCGGACACGAACCGCGCGGGCCGCGGCUUCCGCUUCCUGUGGGACUCGGCCUCCCAGGGCUGCGGCGGCACGCUGUCGGCGUCCUCGGGCACCAUCCACUCCCCCAACUACCCGCAGCCGUACGGCAACCGCGCCGAGUGCUACUGGAGCAUCGCCGUGGCGCACGGCUCCGUCGUCAAGGUCAUGUUCACCGACCUGGAGCUGGAGACCAGCACGCGCUGCAUCUUCGACUACGUGGAGCUGUGGGACGGCCUGCCCACCGUCGGCAAGCAGCUGGGCCGCUAUUGCUCCGGCCGGCCGGACCCCGUCGUGUCCAAGACCAACCACAUGUACGUGCGCUUCCACUCCGACGCCAUGUUCAACAGCCGGGGCUUCGCGCUGGACUACGAGUCGACGUGCCAGGCCAACCUCACCGGCCUGCACGGCGUCCUGGAGAGCCCCAACUGGCCCAACGCCCCGCCGCGCCGCGCCGACUGCAUGUGGACGGUGACGGUGCCGCGCGGCAACACCAUCAACAUCACCUUCUCGCACAUCGGGCUGGAGCUGCCCUUCGCCAUCCCGGGCCGCGGCUUCUACCGGCUGGGGCAGUUCCGCGGCGGCCGCCCGACCUGGGGCAGGGCCUUCGUCACGCCGAGCACCGCCGCCGAGAUCCGCGACGAGCAGUACCAGUCCGUGCUCUCCUGCAACUACAUCUACGUCCUGAUCCGCGACAGCCAGAAGGACCCGGAGACGGACGAGGAGAGUCCGGGCCCGGAGCUGGGCCGCUUCUGCGGCUCCAAGCUGCCGCCCAUGGUGGCCUCCAAGACCAACAAGGUCUACGUCAGCUUCAACAGCCCCACGUUCUCGCCCAACUCGGGCUUCCGACUGGAGUGGGUGUCGGAGGGUUGCGGCGGCGAACUGCGCCGCCCGGAGGGUGCGUUCACCUCGCCCAACUACCCCACGUACUACCCGACGGACCGCGUGUGCGAGUGGACCAUCGUCGGCGACUGGGGCACCAGCAUCGAGCUCACCAUCUGGGACAUGAGCAUGGAGCACGUCCCGAACUGCGUGUUCGACAGCAUUUCGGUGUACGGCGGCCCGGACGACACCGCCCCGCGACUCGCCAACCUGUGCCACACCGAGGCCAAGCCCAUCACGUACACGUCGUCCAGCCGGUACAUGUUCGUGCGCUUCGUCACGGACCACUCCUUCAGCGGGCGGGGCUUCAACGCCAGCUACCGCCGCGUCGACGGCCGCUGCGGCGGCCGCCUCACGGCGCCGUACGGCCAGCUCAACUCGCCGGGCUACCCCAAGAACUACGGGCCGGCGGACGACUGCGUGUGGAACAUCGAGGUGGCCGAGGGGCACUCGGUGCGCCUGACGCUGGAGGACCUGGACAUCGACUACAGCCGCAACUGCAGCAGCGACUACCUCAAGGUGGUGGACGGCCCCAGCCUGGAGGACGACGGCGAGCUGCUGCGCCUUUGCGGCUCGCGGAUCCCGGAGAACAGGACGACCGUCACGUCCAAGGCCAACACCAUGACGGUGCGGAUGAAGUCGGACGGCACGCGCACCGCCAAGGGCUUCCGCGCCAGCUACGCCACGGUGUGCGGCGCCUUCAUCACGGUCACCGACGGCGGCGUCAUCUCCUCCCACGAGGCCAUCAACAUGGCCGGCGACAACGCCAACUGCACGUGGACGCUGGUGGCGGCGGACGCCGGCCAGCACGUCACCCUCACCAUCACCCAGCUCGUCGUCAGCCACCUGGACGAGGAGGGGGAGACGGAGCAGUGCGUGGACAACAACCACCUGGAGGUGUGGGAGGGGCUGGACAACAGCGGGCAGCUGCUGGGCCGCUACUGCACGUCGCACCUGCCGCGCCCCAUCACCAGCCGCGGCGCCGCGCUGCACGUCAACCUCGUCUCGCCCCACAACACCUUCCACGGGUGGUUCUCGGCCGCCUACUCCGUGCUCAGCAAUGCCUGUGGCGGCACGUACAACGCGGAGAGGGGCUCCAUCGCGUCGCCGGGGUACCCGGACAGCUACGCGCCCGGCGUCGAGUGCGAGUGGACCAUCAAGAGCGCCCCGGGCAACCGCGUGCAGCUGGCCUUCUCGGCCUUCAACCUGGUGGCCUCGCAGGGCUGCGUCGACGACUACCUGGAGGUGCGCGAGGAGCACGCCCUGGGCGCCGUCAUCGGCGUGUUCUGCGGCUCGGACGCCGUGCCCACCAACGUGUCCUCCUCCAAGUCCCUGUGGAUCAAGUUCCGGAGCGACGACGCCGACACCGCGCCCGGCUUCCUCGCGGACUUCGCUCUCGCGCACGGUGAUUUGAACCUGUCGGGCCCCGAGGGCCAGAUCGCCUCGCCACUGUACCCCAGCCCCUACGCGCAGAACGCCGACCUGCAGUGGCGCAUCACGGCCACCGCGGCCACCAAGGUCAUCAGCAUCACCAUCAAGGACCUCAACACCGACUACUUCAGCGAGGACUGCGAGAUGGUCUACUUGGCGGUGUACGACGGCGUGGACGAGACGGCGCCCAAGCUGUUCAAGGGCUGCGGCGGCGCGCUGCCCCCGCCCAUGACCACCACGUCCAACGUGGCCUUCGUGCGCCUCUACACCCACCCCAUCCGGCGCGCCUCCGCCUUCCUGCUGCAGUGGCGCGAGGUGGCGCGCAACGCCGAGACCGUCGUGGAGGCCAGCGCCGGCGACAAGUGCGGCGCGGCGGUCCACCUCCCCGCCGGCGGCAAGUACAACUUCACCAGCCCCGGCUACCCGGCGGGCUACGGCCAGCACCUCAACUGCACCUGGGUGCUGGACACGGACCCGGGCUGGCACCUGGCCAUCUUCUUCAACGACAUGGACCUGGAGGUGACGCCCGGGUGCGUGCUGGACCGCGUGCUGGUGUCCACGGGCGAGGGCGGUGGUCCCAACUGGAAGCUGCAGUACACCCUGUGCCUGCCCAACGUCACCUACAACUCCUCGCUGGUCGCCACCAACUUCAUGCUCGUCAACUUCCUGUCCGACUGGGGUGUCAACGGCACGGGCUUCGCCGCCACCGUGUACUCGGUGUGUGGCGGCGAACUACGCGGCCCGAGCGGCGUCAUCACCGCCCCCAACGACACCACCAUCGCACACAUGCCCCGCGUGGAGCCGUCGUGCGAGUGGGUGGUGACGGCGCGACAGGGCCGCACCCUGGCCGUCAGCUUCCUCGACCUCGACAUCAGCCCCGAGGCCGGCGAGGGCCAGGGCCCCGAGACCUGCGGCAACUCCUACGUGCUGCUCAAGAACGGUGGCUCCGCGGCGUCCCCGCUGCUCGGCGACGGCAAGUACUGCGGCAGGGGCAGGCCCACCGUGCCCGAGACGACCGGAAACCAGCUCUACGUCCGGUACCGCGCGCACCAGCCCAACACGAGGUUCGUGCUCCGCUACGACCAGAAGUCCGGGGACUGCAGCCGCGAGAUCCGGCUGCUGGACUCGGGCGCGGCGGAGCGCAUCGCCACGCCCAACCACCCCAACAUCCCCAACCCGCACACCGAGUGCGUGUGGUUGGUCAUGGCGCCGCCCGGCCGCCGCGUGCGCAUGGACUUCGACGGCCGCUUCGACGUGUCGUCCUCGACGUCGUCGUCGUCCUCGUGCGUGAAAAGCGCAGUGGAGCUCCGCGACGGCGCCACGGAGUCGGCAGCGCUCAUCGGCACGUUCUGCUCCACGCUGCCCAGCACGCAGGAGUCCACGGGCAACGUGCUGCGCGUCCGCUACUUCAACGACGAGGCCCUGCCCGGCAACGGCUUCACCGCCAACGUGUCCGUCGCGACCUGCGGCGGCACCAUCCGAGGUGCCUCGGGCACCAUCACCUCGCCGGGCUACCCCGGCCACUACCCGCCGUCCACGCGCUGCGAGUGGCGGCUCGUCGUCAGCCCCACCGCCACCAUGACCCUCUCCUUCAAGGACCUGCACGUGUACGGCAACUCGCGCCUCUGCAUGGACAACGUCACCGUCACCAGCAUGGCCAAGGGCGGCUUCAACGACACCGACGUGAUUCUCGGCUCGUUUUGCGGCAUCGCGCCGCCCGCCAACGUCACCAGUCUGGGCAACGAGGUGAAGGUCGUCUUCCAGUCCGGGCCCCGCGGUCUGCUGCAGUACCGCGGCUUCUCUCUGCAGUUCUCCUCCAACAAGGAAGUGUGUGGCGGCACCCUGGAGAUGGCCCGCGGCACCAUCCGCAGCCCCGGCUACCCGUCCAAGGUGCCGCGGCAGCGGUGCGUGUGGACCAUCAAGGCGCCCGAGGGCCGCCGCAUCACCAUCACCUUCAAGGACGUGGACCUCUCCCCGGCCGCCUUCCCGCGCUACAACAUGCAGAGGAUAUGGCUGUACCACGGAUUGGAAGAGACAGUGCCCAUGCGCAACCUCAACUACACCCUGAAGCAGGGCACCUCUUUCGAGUCCACCUCCAACUCGCUGGUCGUGGUGCUCUACUCGCUCAUCGCCACCAACAACAGGGGCUUCGUCCUCGACUUCGACACGGACAAGCCCGUCGCUUGCGGGGCGCCGCCGUCCACGGCCGUCAACGGGACCCUGGACCAGCCCACCGACGCCGGCCUCGAGUCCUUCUUGUGCAGCUGGCGGCUGGACGCGCCCCCCGACGGCGGCAGCCCCGCCACCAGCCCGACGCAGACGCUGGCCGUGCGCGUCUCCAGGCUGCAGCUGCCGGGCACCGUCAGGUUCCCGUGCCACCGGUACUCCACGCGAGUGCUGGUGCAGGAGACAGAUGGGACCGCGGUCACGCGGCUCUGCGGCCCGCUGAAGGAGCCCGUCACCAUCGUCAGCCCCUACAUGAGCAACAUGGUCGUGGCGAGCCACCCCUGGUACGAGCGUUCCAUGAACUUCACCAUGGACUACCGCUGGUACAAGUGCGGCGGCGUGCUGGAGAACCCCGUGGAGCUGACCAGCCCCGGCUACCCGGCCAGCUACCCGGCCAACAUGCACUGCGCCUGGAAGAUCGUCUUCGACGAGGGCAAGCAGGCCUUGGUGACGUUCGAGCGCGUGGACCUCCGCUCGUGCGACGACGUCCUGGAGGUGCACAACGGUGACAGCAGGACCUCGCCCAAGCUGGGCCCGUUCUGCCAGAGGGCGGACCCGCUGCACUCGUCGGGCCGCCACCUGUGGGUGGAGUUCCACUCGGGGCCCGACAAGCCCGGCAAGAGCGGCGGCGCCUUCAAGCUCUCCUUCGCCACCGACGCCAGGGCUUGCGGCGGCAUCCUCCACGGCACGUCGGGCACCUUCUCGUCGCCGGGCUUCCCGCGCGGCUACGCCGACAACGUGGAGUGCUCGUGGGAGGUGCGCGCCGAGCGGGGCUACCGCGUGUCGCUGCGCUUCGUGGAGCGCUUCAACAUCCAGCAGCGCGACAACUGCACCGGCGACCACCUGGAGGUGGUGGACUACGACGAGGAGGCGGCGGCAUGGCGGUCGGUGCGUCGCCUGUGCGGCCGGACGCCCCUCGCCGACGGCGAGACGCUGCUGUCCUCUGGCGCGCGGCUGCGCCUCAUCUUCCGCUCCGACGGCUCGGGCUCGGCGGAGGGCUUCAAGGCCGCCUGGGGCGUGGCCUGCGGCUUCAAGCGCACGCUCACGCCGGCCCGCCCCCGCGGCGAGGUGCUGUCGCCCGGAUUCCCCGUCGGAUACGCGGCCAACCUCAACUGCAGCUACGAGCUGCUGGCCCCCGGCAGGGUCAUCCAGGCCCGCUUCACCAACUUCAGCGUGGAGACGGCCAAGACGUGCCAGUACGACAACGUGACCAUCAUCCGGCAGUUCGACGAGGACCCCACCGUGCCCUACAACUCGGACGGCGGCUACCGGACCGUACACUGUGACCACCGGCAGCCGCCCGCGGAGCUGCGCGUCAGCAACAGGCUGUACUUCACCUUCCAGACGGACCGAUGGGUGCAGCAGCAGGGCUUCCGGCUCGAGUACCACCUGGACGACUGCGACGAGGACAUCACGACCCCGGCGGAGAUCCGGUCGCCGUCCAAGGACGGGCAGUACACCAACACGGCCAACUGCACCUACAACGUCACCGCGCCGCCGGGCCAUGUGGUUGCGAUCAGGUUCAGCUCGUUCGUGGUGGAGAUGUCGUUCGACUGCUUCUCCGACUCGCUGGCGGUGUACGACGGCGCGACGGCCAACGAAUCCGCCAUCCUGGGCCGCUUCUGCGGCAACCUGACGGCCAACCUGCCCCGCCUGCAGAGCACGGGCCGCAGCCUGCUGCUGCGCUGGCAGACGGACUCCAGCAUCACGGCCGCGGGCUUCGUCGCGCACGUCUGGUUCUUCAGCGGCAACUGCGGCACUGUCAGCCGGUCCGGGUCCGGCAACACGGAGUCCGCGCUGGCGCCGGCUUCGGCGCUGCAGCUGGGCGUCGGCGAGAGCCUCGUCAUCAGCAUGAAGCACCCGCUGGCCUUCCAGCACUGCGACUGGUCGCUGACGGCGCCGGACGGCUACACCGUGUCCGUGACGGUGGACAGCGUGGCGCUGCUGGCGCCGUGCCCCAACGCCACGCUGCACCACCGCGACGCGUGUUCCUGCAGCUACCUGGAGCUGGCCGACGGUCUGACGCAGUUCUCCACGAGCAUGGGCAAGUUCUGCCGCGCGCAGCCGCCGCCCCGGCUCACGUCCUCGGACCGCAGUGUGCUGGUGCGGCUGGUGGCGGGGCCGGCGGAGGCGCAGGGCACACUGGUGAUCCGCGCCGCCGCGGUGCGGUCCGUGUGCGGGCCCUCCACCUUCCGCCUCAACGAGAACAUCACCGAGCUCGUCCUCAAUUCCCCCGGGUUCCCGUCGACGCCGCCCGCCGCCGUGCGCUGCCAGUGGGUCGUGGAGACGCAGUACUCGGUGGGCUCCGUGAACGUGACCACGCUGGACCUCAACGGGCCGGCCCAGUGUCGCGGCCACGCCUUCUCGACCGGCCGCCUGGACAUCUACAAGGGCGCUGGCGGCACUUGGUCUUCCCGCAACGACACGCACAUCGGCCGCCAGCUGGGCCAUCUCUUGACGUACCCUGGCAUGACGCUGGACGCCUACACCGACCCGUCGCCGCACUCCUUCUGCGACAACAAGAGGCCCCCGGUGAUGAACUUCGGGCUGUUCACGCAGUCGAUCACCAUCGUGUACUCCUCCGGGGAGAGGCCCGUCGGGAAGGGCUUCCAGCUGCGCGUCGUGGCUGGCAAAGGGUGCCCCGCCGCUGAGAUGGCGGAGCCGUCGGGCAACGUGUGGUUCCCCUCGGACAAGCUGAGCUGCAAGGUGCGCAUCACCGCCCCGGCCAACAGCACCGUCACCUUCGUCAUGACGGACACGGCCUACGUGGCGGAGUCCACGAACUGCGUCGAUGGUGGCGUCCAGCUUUUUGAUGGCCGGGAGACGACCAGCCCGUCGCUAGGCACCGUCUGCGGCUCGGACAUGCGCAGGGCCUUCUCGUCCACGGGGCCCAACCUGCUGAUCAACUACUGGAAGAAGGACGACAACAUGUACUCCAACGUGGAGGGCUGGUAUUACACCACCGACCAAGGCCCCGGCUGCGGCGGCAGCAUCCACCGCGAGAGCGGCCACGUGGCCAGCCCCAUGUACCCCGCGCCCUACCGCAACAGCUCCACGUGCCGCUGGGACAUCGAGGUGCCCGGCGCCCGGAACCCCGUGCUCCAGUUCAAGGUGUUCGACUUGGGCCCGAACGCGCUGUGCGCCACGGACUACAUCAAGGUGUUCGACGUGGACGUGGACGGCUCCGAGCAGGAGCGGGGGCACUUCUGCGACCAGACGAAGCCCAGCCUGAUCCGUGGCGCCACGCACCGCCUCGCCAUCAAGUACACCACGAGCGCGCUCAACGGCGGCACGGGCUGGUUCGCCGAGUUCAUCGGCCUGGGCUCCGGGGAGCACUUCCCUGGGACGUAGGGCGCAUGACGUAGAACAGUGCGGUGUAAUUUAUUUUGCCAAAGAAAACGAGUCAUUUUAAUAAAAUAAACUUUAAUUGGGA